GGGGCCGUGCUACGGGUGCCGGCGCGGCCCACGGCGCUCGGCGGCGGGCGCUUCCCGGCGCGCCCCGCGGCAGAUUGUACACAAUCAUCAUGGCCGCCGCCGCCCCAGGUGCCGAGGCGCCGGGCAUGGAGGCGGAGGCCGCGGGCUGCGGCGGGGAGGGCGGCUCUCCGGCCGCGGGGCGCUCUCCGCAGGGCGAGGGGCGCCGGCACCCCCCGGCCUCCGUCAGCAACGGCGGCGCCGCGGAGAGCGGCGAGGAGCUGGUGGAGCUGAAGGUGAUCUGGAACAAGAACAAGUACGACGUCAAGUUCCGCCUGGACGGCACCGGCGCCGACCUGAAGCAGGAGAUCCACUCGCUCACAGGCCUCCCGCCCGCCAUGCAGAAGGUGAUGUUCAAGGGGCUGCUGCCCGAGGAGAAGACGCUGCGAGAGAUCAAGGUGACGAACGGAGCCAAGAUCAUGGUGGUGGGCUCCACCAUCAACGACGUGCUGGCGGUGAACACGCCCAAGGAGGCCGCCCAGCAGGAGGUGAAGGCUGAGGAGAACAAGAAGGAGCCGCUCUGCAGGCAAAAGCAACACAGAAAAGUAUUGGAUAAAGGAAAACCAGAUGAUGUGAUGCCUUCUGUUAAAGGUGUUCAGGAGCGCCUGCCAACAGUGCCGUUAUCUGGCAUGUACAACAAAUCAGGGGGGAAAGUAAGAUUGACCUUCAAACUUGAGCAAGACCAGCUAUGGAUUGGUACAAAAGAGAGAACAGAAAAGUUACCCAUGGGGUCCAUUAAAAAUGUGGUGAGUGAACCUAUUGAAGGACACGAAGAUUAUCACAUGAUGGCAUUUCAGCUGGGCCCAACAGAAGCAUCUUACUACUGGGUCUAUUGGGUACCAACUCAAUAUGUUGAUGCAAUCAAAGACACGGUGCUGGGGAAGUGGCAGUAUUUUUGAAAGCACGCUCACCUCUGGCACAGGAAAAUGACACAAAGCUAAGGACACUGCUGGGAGAGGCCUCCAACAUCCCUGGAUGUGAUAGUCCUGGAACUUUAUUAAUAAAAUAUGAUAAACGAGGCAUUGAUGGAAGCCAGAGGUGAUGUUCUUUCACCAUUAGUUUACUUUUAACUUAAAUUUCACCAUCCCUUUUCUGCAGUCAGCUUCAACCAUAUUUAAAGCAAAUACAGUGGAAAUCAAUAAAUCUUAAUUCACAAAA
Molecule: messenger RNA, 1194 nt
Organism: Cygnus olor (mute swan)
Lineage: Eukaryota; Metazoa; Chordata; Aves; Anseriformes; Anatidae
Gene: UBFD1
Product: ubiquitin family domain containing 1
Exons: 7
Coding region: 90-935 (281 amino acids)
Molecular function (GO): RNA binding; cadherin binding
Source: RefSeq, a predicted model, not a curated record